AGGCACUGCUAAACGAUAUAUGAUCUAUGCGUUAAAGAGUACGCUGGAAAGACGUGACAUUAAGUAUGACAUUGUAUAAGUAGGUUAGGACACGUGGUUAGGUCAAGUGUGGUUAGUCAGCGAUUAAGAAACACUCUUAAUUACUUUAGCAUGGGUCAUUGUGAACUUUGACGUCCCCGUAGUAUUUAAUCUUUAAUCUUUAAGAGGUUUCUUCUAUCCCUUCACUGAGGGGUAUCACUGAUAUUGCUGCUGCUGUAGCUGUUGUUGUAGUUGGGGUUAUAAUAGCAAUAAUACUGAUAAUUAUUAUUAUUAUUAUUAUUAUUAUUAUUAUUAUUAUUAUUAUUAUUAUUAUUGUUGUUGUUGUUGUUGUUGUUGUUGUUGUUGUUGUUGUUGUUGUUGUUGUUGUUGUUAGCAAUUAUUAAGGCAAUUGAGUGGAUUUUUCUGUUGAACCUUCAGCGACACCACCGCCGCUGCCACUACCACUAUUACUACCUCUAUCGGCAUUACUAUUUAGAUGUACCUUGUCUCUCUUAACAAGUCAUUACCCUGAAACCAUUGAGGCAGCAGAUAUAUAUAUAUAUAUAUAUAUAAAGAGAAAGCGAGAGAGAGAGAGAGAGAGAGAGAAGAGAGUGAAAUAGUUGGAAAAAGAAAUGAUAUAGAUAAGUGUACAUAGGUACAGAUGGAUUGAUUGAUAGCUCGAAAACAUAAACAGAUUGGUAGCUAAGUAAUUAAGCAUAUAGAGAUAAGCAGAUAUAAAUAGACAGCGGACAGUUAGACAAACAUAUAGAGAUAAAAGAAAAAGUGGUUGUUAGUCCUAUAUCGUGAUUUAGCGUGUAAUAAAUUCUGUGCGGUGUCUUAUCCAUUUUAGAUAUUGUUAGACUUUAAUGGUUUGCUUCAGGAACUUGUGCCAUAAACUUUGGCCUAACAAACAGAACCCUUAGUCCUGCAUUUAAUAUUAAACUUACCUCGACAUUCCUAUAUAUGACAUUGAAAAGAAAAGUUCAACCAACGGAAAUACUCAGGUAAACGUAAUUAAACAGCUAUAUAUAUAUAUAUAUAUAUAUAUAUAUAUAUAUAUAUAUAUAUAUAUAUAUAUAUAUCCAAAGUCUUCAAACCUCGUGUGAUUGCUGUGUUGCUGUGAUAAGAAAACAAAUGAACCUUAGCUCUUUUUAUCAUUUAACCGUAAAUUCUUAACGUUCUACUUUUGCUGUCUUCCUGUCGAUAGAAGAAAAUAUUCUAAUAUACAUAUGGUAAAUAAAACCCGGAUAUAUUUAUAUGAAAACAAAAUUUUGGUGAUGACAAUACUGGUUUGAGUAUGAGAAAACGGCAUCCGCGAUUUCUGCGUUAAUCCCACUCGUAAAAGCAAAUAAUCUGCUCCGAUGAUGAAUAGCUGCCUGCCCAAUCAAUAACCAAGGCUGAAAACGAAAACCCAUUUUAAAGGGUUGACCGUGAAACUUAAAACGACAAUAAUAACAUCAACCACAGAAACAACAACAGCAACCACCACCACCACCACCACCAUAAGAACAAGAACAACACCAACAAAAGAGACAACAGCAGAAGCAAUUUCCAAUAAAUCCGUUUGACUAUUUAUUAAAAAAAAAAAAUCCACUUCAAAUACCAAAGUUUGAGCAUUUUAUUAAUUUAUAUAAAAUAAUUAAAUGCUUAUUAUACACGCAUGAAAACAAAACAAUUUCCACAACCUCUUAGCUCCACUGGAAUAUCGAAUACUUUAAACUCAUUAUAUAUAUAUAUGUAUAUAUAUUUAUGUGUGCGUGUGUAUGUGUAUAUAUAUGUGUGUAUAUAUGUGUAUAUAAGAGUGUGCAGACAAUAAGUACAAAAAAUAAAUUAAAAUAUUUGAAACGAGUAAGUAGAUAUUUUAAUUAUGAACUGAGAUUAUUAUUAUUAUUAUUCCUUCACCGUAUCUAUUGGUUUCACGAUGUCGCUACUCACACAAUGAAGUAAAUUUACCCAUUGACUACUCAUUGACAAGAUUUUUUGGAAUCUAAAUAUUCGAACUACGCUGGGUGGACUCGAUUCGUCACCAGGGAGAAUAUAAACGCGGAGAUGAACACUGGACGUUACUAUAGACGUUGUCUGUGGUUAUAAAAACAAUAUAUAUAUGUAUAUAUAUGGAUGUUAAUGUUUACAUAUAAAACAAGGCUGUCAUCUUUACAAGGCUGUCAUCUUUACAAGGCUGUCGUCUUUACAAUGGAAACGUCUUGUCACGUAUUUCAGUAGUGAAGUUUGGUUUUUUCCUUUCUUGCGAAUAACAGAACAACAUUUCCUUUCAAUAUGAAUCGUGAAUAAUACACCAAUAUAUCAUAAUAUUGUAUAACAUUUUCCUUUUCGAACAGUAAGCUAUACAUAUACAUAGUCGUAUGGUCUCUUGAUUUGUCAGUGAAGACGUGCCAUUAUUGCUGCCUGGUAUUUCCACCACGUUAAAAAAAAAAAAAAAAAAAGAAUCCGUCUAUGACUAUCCCACCUUCCAUAAUUUUAAUAACUACAGAUUACCUGCAACAUCAACAACUACAGAAUAUUUACCCAAACAAUACAUUGUCUAUUUUAAAUUAAAUGUUCAUAUUGAUGCGAAAACGAAAGAGAACGUUAACUAUGGUGACUGCUGGCGCAAUCAUUGCUCUGCCGUCACCGCUUUUCAUGGCAUUUAUUUUCGUAAUUAUAAUGUUUCUGAUUUACAACUGGAAGUUCUUCCAGACCGUUGAUGCCAUGCCGGUCGCUUAUUAUAAAGAGUCCGCUCUGGCGACACACAUUAUGAAAAAAUGCAAGCAACUGUGUCAGCCGUUCAAACCAACCCUGUGGAUCAGGAAUAAGCACAUUCAGACGUUACUUACCCCAUGGUUGUCCAAUCCCCAAGUGCAAUACGAAAGGGAAUAUUUACAGAUGCGGGAUCGUGGUAUCGUUUCUAUCGACUGGGCAUCGAUCCGAGAUAGACGCAUUCGUGAGUCGAACACGGUUUUCAUCAUUAUCCCGGAUGUAGCCCGGGAUGCAACCAGUGUCAGCCGAUUAACUAAACACGCGACUGACCGAGGUUUUCGCGUGGCUGUAUUCAAUCGACGCGGCCACGCUAACAGUUUCUUGACUUCUCCAAAACUACAAGGCUUUGGCGACCCGACAGACUUGCGACAAGUAGUCAAGUACAUUAGGGGAGUAUAUAGCCGAGCUAAUUUGGUGGCGGUGGCGAUAGGGACAGGAAGUGGCCUUUUGCUUUCCUACCUUGGUGAAUAUGGCUCUUCGGCCCAUCUCGCCGCCAGUGUGUGUGUGUCAGCCUGUUACGAAGCACAAGAAUUGUUAGGCAAAGACCUAAAGAACAUUUACGACUUUUUCUACCUCCUCAGGCAAAAGAGGGCACUCAGUCCUCAUGUACCGGUUCUCACCGGUCACUUAGAUCUAUUAUCACUGUUCAACAGCUGGACAUUUCGAGACUUCGACGAGAGAUUGUACUGUAAAAUGUACGGACAUAAAUCAAUCGACGAAUAUUGGGAAAGAAACAAUCCUAUGAGAGAUGCGGACGAUAUUGCUGUACCUCUUCUGUGUAUCAACAGUCUCGAUGACCCUAUGUUCCCUAAAUGCAAUAUCCCUUAUGAUCUGUUUAAAUGUUACCCCAAUCUAUUUCUGGUGGUCACCGAAAGAGGGGGCCACUGUGGUUUCAUUGAGAACUUGACGACUGCUGUGUCGUGGGCCGAGUGCUUGACGAUUCGUUAUAUCGAGGCUGUGCUGGACGCUCAACUUAAAAUAAAAUGAAAAUUGUAAUUAUCAUUA
Messenger RNA from Octopus bimaculoides (California two-spot octopus), 3780 nucleotides. RefSeq names its product protein ABHD15. Lineage: Eukaryota; Metazoa; Mollusca; Cephalopoda; Octopoda; Octopodidae. Gene Ontology annotation, molecular function: short-chain carboxylesterase activity; monoacylglycerol lipase activity. The record is from RefSeq and is a predicted model, not a curated record. Gene Ontology annotation, biological process: lipid metabolic process.